AUGCUUGAGAAGGUAUUCCACGAAAAGAGCUUCGCCGAUCAGUACACCUAUGGCGCAAAGAUCAGUGAGCUCUAUGCGGAGACACUGGUGGCCGAAUCUGGCAUCGCCAAAUCCCAUCAGAGACCCUUGAUUAUCUUGGACAAUGCCUGUGGGACGGGUUCUAUCUCGAGUACCCUUCAGCGUACUCUUGACAAGAGAAAUAAAAGGAGCUUGAAGUUGACCUGUGGUGAUCUAUCUGAGGGCAUGGUCGACUACACCAAGCAGCGGAUGCAGGCCGAAGGGUGGAACAAUGCUGAAGCAAAGAUUGUGAAUGCCCAGGAUACUGGUCUACCCAGUGAUCACUACACUCAUGUGUAUACAGCAUUUGCCAACUGGUGCACUAUCAUGAAGCCUGUCAUUGCAACUAUGCCGGGACAUCUGCCAUAUCCCACAAUGGAUGAAAUCAACACGAUGCUUAAUAAAGGCUGGGACCGCGAGUCCGACGUACGUGCCGAGUUUGAACAGGCAGGGUUCGAGGAUGUCAACAUCACCACCGUGGAGAAACAAUGUUUACUCCCUGUGCAAGAGUUUGGUGAGGCGUGCAAGAUUCUCCUGCCCUACAUCCUCAGCAAGUUCUGGACACAGGAGCAGCGGGACCGGUAUGAAGCCGACGUGCCAAAAUACUUGAUGCGGUAUCUGGAAAGGGAAUAUGGCAAGGAUGGGCUGGCUCCGAUGAAAGGCGUCGCGAUCAUUGCAACCGGUCGUAAGCCUUGA
Aspergillus fischeri NRRL 181 is the source of this 753-nucleotide messenger RNA. It is a transcript of the gene tpcH, whose product is annotated as methyltransferase tpcH. The record is from RefSeq and is a predicted model, not a curated record. The transcript is spliced from 2 exons. The coding region runs from base 1 to 753 and encodes 250 amino acids. NCBI's taxonomy places the organism in Eukaryota, Fungi, Ascomycota, Eurotiomycetes, Eurotiales, Aspergillaceae.